UUUCUACAGUGACCAAAGAAAUGAUGGAAUCAAGGAAAGAAAUAAUCGAAUCAAGGAAACAAAUGAAAGAUGUUCAACAAAAUCUUUCUACAGUGACGAAAGAGACGAUGGAAUCAAGGAAGGAAAUAAAAGAUGUUCGGCAAAAUCUUUUUACACAGAAUAAAGAAAUGAUGGAAGGAAGGAAAGAAAUAAUCGAAUCAAGAAAACAAAUAAAAGAUGUUCAACAAAAUCUUUCUACAGUGACGAAAGAGACAAUGGAAUCAAGGAAGGAAAUAAAAGAUGUUCGGCAAUAUCUUUUUACACAGAAUAAAGAAAUGAUGGAAUCAAGGAAAGAAAUAAUUGAAUCAAGAAAACAAAUAAAAGAUGUUCAAGAAAAUCUUUCUACAGUGACGAAAGAGACGAUGGAAUCAAGGAAGGAAAUAAAAGAUGUUCGGCAAAAUCUUUUUACACAGAAUAAAGAAAUGAUGGAAUCAAGGAAACAAAUGAGAGAUGUUCAAGAAAAUCUUUCUACAGUGACGAAAGAGAUGAUGGAAUCAAGGAAAGAAAUAAAAGAUGUUCGGCAAAAUCUUUUGGCAGUGACCAAAGAAAUGGAAGAAAUGAAAGCUAUGAUCAUCGAACUUGUUCAAACAUUGCCAUCUCCAACUGAAGAGUUUAUGAACUCAGACAAGAAUGAUGUUUUGAUUGCUGGAGGUUGCUAUUCAAGCGGUCAUUUGAAAAGUGUUGAAAAGUUUUCAUGGAAAGAGAAGAAAUGGUCAAGGAUUGCAACAAUGAAAAUUGAACAUACAGAAGCUUCAUCAUUUAUUCAUGAUGGAGAUUUAUUUGUUGUUGGAGGAUCUUCUAGCAAGUCAAUAGAGACAUUAAAUCUUAAUCAGUCACCUUUGACAUGGCAGAUAUGGCCUGGAGAGCUUCCUUAUGAAUGGUUUGGUCAUCAAACUGUUGUUUGUAAAAAUCAAAUUUUUCUCAUUGGAGGAUGUAUUGGUGAUAAAGGAAAAUCUGAUCUUAUCUGUGAAAUACACGUUACUGCUACGUCUCUUAUUUUAGAAGAGCUCUGUCAUAUGCCUGAACCACGAUAUGGUCAUGGAGCUGCUGUUGUUGAUGAUAAAGUUUUUAUUUUUGGAGGACAGGGAAGAGAUGGCAAAGUUUUAUCUAGUGUUUUGGAAUUUGAUCCAAAGACUCUAACAUUUAGAAUAAUGCCUCCAUUACCUCAUCCAUUAGUUGGAAUGGCAACAGUUCAAUGGAGAGAUCAAGUUGUUCUUCUUGGAGGUCGUAACGACAAUGCUGACAUAUUAAACGAUGUAAUCAUGUAUGACAGUAAGAUAGGUGAGAUUAAGGUCUUACCAUCCAUGUUAAUAAAUAGAGUUGGGUGUUGUGCUGUUUUGACAGGAGAUACAAUUGUCGUCAUGGGUGGUGUGAAAAAUCAAUAUCUUAAAUCAGUGGAGUUUUUUGAAAUGGAAAGCAGUUUUUGGAAAAAGCUUCCUUCAAUGAACGAAGCACGAAAAGAAGCCAUUGCUGAAGUUUUACCGAUUACACCAAAGUGCAACAUUUCAAUGGAAAAAAGGAAGAAAGCAUGGAAAGAAACAAAAAAUGUCAAAAAAAGUUGUUCUACCGACAUCAAAAACACUAGGGAAGCGGAUGAACAAGUUGCCCAAUCCUUACCAUCAACAAGUCAAGCAAAGGGGAAAACAGGAAGUACAGUGACACAAGAUGAUGAUGAAGAUAGUGAUGAGAAAAUUGUUAUUAAAGUUGAAGACGAAGAUGAUUUGAAAAUGGAGCCAAGCUAGUAUCUUCGCCAAUGAACUCUACUAGAGGUUAUUCGGAGGUCACUUAUCUGCUCUGGCAACAUACAAGACAUACUCGACGUUUAGCUGAACAUUUUUCCUUUAUUUAGUACAGAGGCCACGAUAAUAUUAUGAACUGAACGUAUUAAAUGAAUAACUACUGAUCUAUUCAUUGAGUACUACCUUUCAUAGAUGAUAUUUCUACUUACAUUGUACAUAUCAUAUACUGUAGCAAAUGAAUUCUACAGCUAUGUUUA
Xenia sp. Carnegie-2017 is the source of this 2035-nucleotide messenger RNA. Its product is annotated as kelch-like protein diablo. Bases 21 to 1781 code for a protein of 586 amino acids. The transcript has 2 exons. Gene Ontology annotation, molecular function: protein binding. Lineage: Eukaryota; Metazoa; Cnidaria; Anthozoa; Malacalcyonacea; Xeniidae. The record is from RefSeq and is a predicted model, not a curated record.